UAUAUCUUUUCAAUUAUUUUUAAUUAUGUAGUCUAAAAAUAAAUAAUAUUUAGUAUCCAUUUAGUUUUGGUUCUUUCGGUUCUUUCAUUUAUAGAAUUUAGUAUCCAUUCGAAUAUUUUCCAAUUUUUGGUUUGCUUUGAUUUAAUUAGUUUUGCUUUGAUUUUGAUUCGGUAUAUUCGAGUUGGUUUAUUUGUCCACGCCUAGUAGUCCUGAUCAUGUAAAUGACAGAAAAGCCCAAACGAGAUCCAAACCUAUAAAGGCCCAAUAAAUAGUUCACAAACUCAUGACCACUACAAUCCAACGACGUCGUAUCAUCUCGCUGACGUAAGAUAAGCAUCGUAACUAAUUAAAAUCCAAGUAAUAAGUUUGGGUGCCGUGCAGGUAACAAUCACUAAACCCUAAAUCCAUCCUCUCUGUUUCCUUUAUAUAUAUUCUCUCCUUUUUUCAUUUUUUUGAUCCUCUUCUUCUUCUACAAUCAAAAUUCAUUUUUUUUUCCUCUGAUCAUCAUCGAACCCUAGUUUCGUCUUUUGGGUACGUUUGAUUUCGCCUCUCCACUUUGUCAAUUUCGAGUUUUUGUGGUUUGGGUUUUUUUCCCGAUUUAGCCUAACAGAUAAAGUUUCGAGUUUUGUUUCUCUUAAUCAUCGUAGAUACUAACCGAAUCAUCAUGGAGAAGAACUCCUUCAAGCUUUCUAAUCCUCUGGAGAUGAGAAUGGCUGAGUCUACUCGUAUCAGAGCGAAAUACCCUGAAAGAGUUCCCGUGAUUGUGGAAAAAGCUGGACAGAGUGAUGUUCCUGACAUUGACAAGAAGAAGUAUCUUGUACCAGCUGAUCUAACCAUUGGCCAAUUUGUGUACGUUGUGAGGAAAAGAAUCAAGCUUGGAGCUGAAAAAGCCAUCUUUGUCUUUGUCAAGAACACAUUACCACCAACUGCGGCAUUGAUGUCUGCAAUCUACGAAGAACACAAAGACGAAGACGGGUUUCUCUACAUGACAUACAGUGGAGAGAACACAUUUGGUGGAUCUUUCUACUGCUAAUUACCUCAGCUUCUACGUCUGAUCCUCUUGAUGAUUGUACAUUCUCGUCGACCUUAAUAAUGUCAUUUUACUUUCUUGGUUUAACCUUUUGAGCUCUCUUACUAUCUCUUGCAUUUGAAGAUGGUAUUUGAAACAAGAUUCUAAUUUGACUCUCUAGUUUCUUUGUUUUGUUUCCUCUGCAUCUUCUCUAUUGCCAUUGAAUAAAAUAACCUCUAUAGUAA
Messenger RNA from Arabidopsis thaliana (thale cress), 1254 nucleotides. RefSeq names its product Ubiquitin-like superfamily protein (gene ATG8B). The transcript has 5 exons. The record is from RefSeq and is marked reviewed. Lineage: Eukaryota; Viridiplantae; Streptophyta; Magnoliopsida; Brassicales; Brassicaceae. Bases 665 to 1033 code for a protein of 122 amino acids. Gene Ontology annotation, cellular component: cytoskeleton; autophagosome membrane; autophagosome.